GGAAGCCAAGCCAAGGAAGGAAAGGAAAGGGGAGGGCAGAGAAGAGGAGGGAAGGGGAGGGGAACGGAGUGUAGGGUUUAAGACUGUCAGCAGCAAAUCAAACAGUUUGGCUCGAGCUUUGCCCGGCUCGUGUACUCGAUUUGUCUGAGUAUUUUCUCGAUUUGAAGAGAGUGUCAAGAUGGUGAAGAAGAGCAAGAAGAGUAAAUCAAAGCGUACACCGUUGCGCAAGAAGUAUAAGAUUUUGAAGAAAGUCAAGGAACAUCACAAGAAGAAAGCGAAGGAGGCCAAAAAGGCCGUAGGGUCUCGGAAGCAGAAAGUAGAGAAGGAUCCAGGAAUUCCCAAUGCCUGGCCUUUCAGGGAGCAAGAACUUGCGGCCUUGGAGCAACGUCGCUCCAAAGCUUUGGAUGAAGCGGAGAAGCGCAAGCAGGCGAAGAAAGAGCGGGCUGCCAAGCGGAAAUUGGGAAUUCCUGAUGACGAGAUGGAAGAUGCAGAGGACAAUUUGACUAAGCUUACGGAUGAUGCCAAUCAACGUAGUGCCGAAUUUGAGCAGAAAAAACGAGCUAAAGUGGAGCAGACUGUGUCCGCCCCUGCAGAAAACUCUAGACGAGCUUUUUUCAAGGAAUUCCAAAAGGUCGUUGAGGCUGCAGAUGUAGUUAUCCAAGUUUUAGAUGCUCGCGAUCCUCUGGGCAGUCGUUGCUUGGACGUGGAACGUUUGGUGCUAAAAUCUGGAGCAACUAAGCGGAUCAUUCUGCUCUUGAACAAAAUAGAUUUGGUUCCCAAAGAGGUGGCCGAGAAAUGGCUGAAAUACCUAAGGGAAGAGCUCCCGACCGUAGCAUUUAAAUGUAGUACCCAGCAACAACGAACCAACUUGAGCCGCAAAGCUCCCAAACAUUACAAGAAGAAGGGCGAGGUGCCUCAAACUGUGCAAGUUAGCGAGUGUCUUGGUGCCGAGAAUUUGUUGCAGUUGCUGAAAAACUACUCUCGAAAUCAAAAGUUGAAGACAGCCAUCACGGUCGGUGUGGUCGGUUUCCCUAACGUUGGGAAGAGUAGCUUGAUUAACAGUUUGAAAAGAACUCGAGUUGCCACCGUAGGUGCUACACCUGGUGUGACAAAAGUAAUGCAAGAGAUACAUUUGGAUAAGAAUGUGAAACUGCUCGAUAGUCCGGGUAUUGUGUUCGCGUCUUCUAAGGGUGAUGAAGCUUCAGCCACUUUGCGAAACGUGAUCAAAAUCGAACAACUUUCAGAUUCAACAGCUCCUGUCAAGGAGAUCUUGAGGUUGUGCACCCCAGAGAAGUUAAUGGGUAUAUACAAGAUUCCUCAGUUUGAGGGCGUGGAUGAGUUCCUUCAGCAAAUUGCUGCAGUAACUGGGAAACUGAAGAGAGGAGGUGUUGCCAACACUCUAGCUGCCGCUCGAGUGGUACUGCAUGACUGGAAUAACGGGAAAAUUCCUUACUACACGCUACCACCGGAACGACAUGUCAACACCGAACAUCUGGAAUCAACCAUUGUUAGUGGGUGGAGUAAGGAGUUCGAUAUCAAUGCAGUGCUGGAGGAUGAAGAGUCGAAGGUGAUUGCUGGUCUCCCUGCACUUGCUUCCAGUCUCCAUUCUUCUCAGUUGAAAAUUAGCGCUCCACUGGCAAUGGACGUCGAUGACGGAACGAUGGACGAAGAUGAUGAGGACGAGAGUGAAGAAGAAGAGGAGGACGAGGAAGACGACGACGACGACGACGAUUCUGAUUAAGAGAUGUAGAUAUCGGGAAGCUAGGUGAUUUUGGUCUUUAACAUAUUAUGCAUCAUACGUCAUUCUAAUUCAAAAGUAAAUUGUAAUAUAGCCUGUCUAGGAUCUUCGAAAUAGCACACAUUUUGAUGAGGUGGUCGUCCUUGCUGCGAUCACGUGAUCGAAGGGAGAUAAAAGGGAGUAAAGAGUUGGGAAGU
Molecule: messenger RNA, 1935 nt
Organism: Marchantia polymorpha subsp. ruderalis
Lineage: Eukaryota; Viridiplantae; Streptophyta; Marchantiopsida; Marchantiales; Marchantiaceae
Source: the annotation of a GenBank genome assembly